GACUAAGUGAACCGGGUCGGAUGUGAUCGGGCGAAGUGAACCGGGUCGAAUGUAAUCGAAGUGAACCCAUGGAGGCGUACUGUGAGACUGAUGGUCUGAAGCGGCUGCCGAUGGACCCCGCCCUGGACGCGAUGCACCCGCUCGAUCCGCCGCCGCCGGACGUGCUGCUGGCGCUGCUGGCCAGAAACAAGGCCUUGGAAGCCAGUAUACCGAAAUGCGGGGGCUGUCACGAGAUGAUCGUGGACCGGUACGUGCUGAAGGUGUCGGACCGGACCUGGCAUGCGGGCUGUCUCCGCUGCGUGGAGUGCCGCGCCAUGCUGUCAGGGAAGUGCUUCGCGAGGAACAACCAGCUCUACUGCACUGAAGACUUUUUCAAGCGGUUCGGCACCAAGUGCGCGGGCUGCGGGCAGGGGAUUCCCCCCACGCAGGUUGUGCGGCGGGCACAGGCGCACGUCUACCACCUCCGCUGCUUCGCCUGUGCCGCCUGCGCAAGGACCCUCAAUACAGGGGACGAGUUCUAUCUCAUGGAGGACGGGAAGCUCGUCUGUAAGCCGGACUACGAGGCGGCAAGAGCGAAAGGUGACGGCUCGCUAGACGGCGACGCGGCGAGUAAGAGGCCGCGGACGACAAUUACGGCAAAACAGUUGGAGACGCUGAAGAGCGCGUACAGCAGCAGCCCGAAGCCAGCGAGGCACGUGCGGGAACAGCUGGCGCAGGACACUGGGUUGGACAUGCGGGUCGUGCAAGUGUGGUUCCAGAACAGAAGAGCGAAAGAGAAGAGGCUGAAGAAGGACGCGGGGAGGUCCCGCUGGUCGCAGUACUUCCGGUCCAUGAAGGGCUCCGGCGGGGGCUCCCCGAGACACGACAGACUGUUGGACAAGGACGAACUGAAAAUCGACUUGGACUCUUUCAGUCAUCACGAGCUGAGCAACGACAGCUACAGCACGGCGGUGCUCGGGGGGGAGGAGGGGUCACCAGCGGGGGGCGGGGGGACGGGCGCGCGGUUCGGCGCCACCCCGCCCUACCUGCGCGCGCACUCCCCCCCACACGCGCACUACCACUACCCCCCCGACCACCUCGUCUACACUAAUAUCGGUCAAGCAAUGGGCGGUGGUCUAGGCACUGGUGGGGCGUCAGACAUGAGCAGUUCAUCCUCCCCGGCCGCAGGGGGCUACCCGGACUUCCCCCCCUCCCCGGACUCGUGGCUGGGGGAGCCGCACCACUACUCCCCCCGCGGCUACCCCUAGCGUCGGCCGCCGCCGGCGCACACGCAGCCCGCGCCCCCGCCGCCCCCCGCGCCGUGCCCGCCUAUGGGAGUCCAGCCGCUAGAACUUGUGGUCAAACGGGAGCUGUGAUCGAAUAUGAAGUCAGUGAUAAACGGAUCAAGUCGUAUUGAUGCGGUUUAAAGAGUUAAAAGUAUAAUACCCGACUUGACA
Aricia agestis (brown argus) is the source of this 1436-nucleotide messenger RNA. RefSeq names its product LIM/homeobox protein Lhx3 (gene Lim3). Gene Ontology annotation, molecular function: RNA polymerase II transcription regulatory region sequence-specific DNA binding; DNA-binding transcription factor activity, RNA polymerase II-specific. Gene Ontology annotation, biological process: neuron differentiation; regulation of transcription by RNA polymerase II. The record is from RefSeq and is a predicted model, not a curated record. Bases 69 to 1247 code for a protein of 392 amino acids. Gene Ontology annotation, cellular component: nucleus. The transcript has 7 exons. Lineage: Eukaryota; Metazoa; Arthropoda; Insecta; Lepidoptera; Lycaenidae.